Messenger RNA from Eimeria mitis, 2259 nucleotides. RefSeq lists its product as uncharacterized. The record is from RefSeq and is a predicted model, not a curated record. Lineage: Eukaryota; Apicomplexa; Conoidasida; Eucoccidiorida; Eimeriidae. Gene Ontology annotation, biological process: vesicle transport along actin filament; actin filament organization. Gene Ontology annotation, cellular component: cytoplasm; myosin complex; vesicle. Gene Ontology annotation, molecular function: actin filament binding; ATP binding; microfilament motor activity.
AUGGGCCAUGAGUUGUGUGGGUUUCAAAUAUGGACGGACUUGGCGCCCGCGGUGCAGCAGCAGCCGAACCUUAUGUUCGCUAAGUGCGUGGUGCAGGCGGGGUCAACUCCCGAGAUGCUGCAGGUGCAGCAGGUAGAGCCCGCGGAUCCUCUUGUUGUUGCUAUUAACCCCUUUAAAGACCUAGGAAACACCACAAAGGAAUGGAUCUGUAAAUACAGAGAUACUGAUGACUACACUAAACUACCACCCCACGUCUUCUACACUGCACGCGUUGCUCUCGAUAACCUCCAUGGCGUCAACAAAUCACAAACCAUCAUCGUAUCCGGCGAGUCGGGUGCUGGUAAGACGGAAGCUACGAAGCAGAUAAUGAGAUAUUUCGCUGCUGCGAAGGGGGGGGCGAUGGACAUGCGUAUUCAGAACGCUAUCAUGGCAGCUAACCCAGUGUUGGAGGCGUUCGGUAACGCCAAGACUAUCCGUAACAACAACUCUUCUCGUUUCGGGCGUUUCAUGCAGCUUGAUGUAGCAAAGGAGGGGGGUAUUCGCUAUGGUAGUGUUGUUGCGUUUCUGCUUGAGAAAUCGCGUGUUCUCACCCAAGACGAACAGGAACGUUCGUACCAUAUCUUCUACCAGCUGUGCAAGGGGGCUGACGCAAGCAUGCGUGAACGUUUCCACCUGCUUUCUCUGGACCAGUACACAUACAUCAACCCCAAGUGCUUCGACGUGCCCGGCAUUGACGACUUAGCCGACUACAAGGAGGUCUGCGAUGCGUUCAAGUCUAUGGCCCUCACAGACGAGCAGGUUGACUCAGUGUGGAGCGUUGUAGCCGGAGUGUUGUUGCUUGGAAACGUGCAGAUCACCGCGACAAAGCAGGGCGGCAUGGAUGAUGCUGCUGCUAUUGAAGGCGCGAAUCUUCAGCUUUUCAAGGAAGCUUGCGGUCUGCUGUUCAUCGACCCAGAUGAAGUAAUGAGGGAACUGACAACAAAAGUCACAUACGCCGGGGGUCAGAGAGUGGAAAGCCGCUGGAGACAAGAGGACGGUGACAUGCUCAAGUCCUCCUUAGCGAAAGCAAUGUACGACAAACUUUUCCUGUGGAUCAUCAGUGAACUGAACAAGUCCAUCAAGCCACCAGAGGGAUUCAAGAAUUUCCUUGGCAUGCUUGAUAUCUUCGGUUUCGAGGUAUUCAAGAACAACUCUCUUGAGCAGUUCUUCAUCAACGUGACAAACGAAAUGUUGCAGAAAAACUUCGUCGAUAUCGUCUUCACGAGGGAGGCAAAGCUGUACAAAGAAGAAAACGUUUCAACAGCUGAACUGGUAUACACAUCGAACGCAGACGUCAUCAAUCGCUACGUCAUCAAUCUGCUCACGGACAAGAAAAGCUCCAUUCUCUCUUCCUUAGAAGAUCAAUGCUUGGCCCCUGGAGGAAGCGACGAGAAGUUCGUGGCUGCGUGCAAGAGCGCAUUCAAGAACAGCACCAAAUUCAAACCCGCAAAGGUUUCCCCUAACAUCAACUUCCUUGUUUCACACACCAUCGGCGACAUUCAGUACAGCGCCGAAGGAUUCCUCUUCAAAAAUAAAGACGUUCUCAGAGCUGAAAUCAUGGAAAUCGUUCAGGCCUCAACUAACGUCGUCGUGAAGGACCUCUUCGCCGGCAUUGUCAUGGAAAAGGGAAAAAUUGCAAAGGGUCAACUCAUCGGCUCUCAGUUCCUCAAGCAGCUCGAAGCCCUCAUGGAACUCAUCAACAGCACGGAGCCGCACUUCGUGAGAUGUGUGAAGCCCAACGAUACCAAGAAACCCUUAGACUGGGUACAGUCGAAGGUGUUGAUUCAGCUGCACGCGCUUUCUGUGUUGGAGGCGCUGCAACUCCGCCAAGUCGGUUUCUCCUACAGACGUCCGUUCAAGGAUUUCCUUUAUCAAUUCAAAUUCAUCGAUCUGGGGAUCACCGAAAGCUCUACCCUCGCCCCCCGCGCUGCUUGCGAAGCUCUUCUAGAGAAAGCCAAGGUCGACAAGAAGCAGUUCCAGGUGGGAAAGAGCAUGAUCUUCCUGAAGCAAGAGGCAGCGAAGCAGCUGACGCUGCUGCAGCGACAGUGUCUAUCUGCCUGGUCGCCGUUGGUGGCCGUAUUAGAAGCAGUUUACUUCCGCCUCCGCCUGAGACAACUCCUUGCAAAGAAACAACGCUAUCUCGUCCGUGCUCAAGCCCACAUCCGCAGACAUAUCGUCGAUCACAACGUUUCCCCCCCCGCGAUCACCCGUCUAUUCUAA